AUGGCACCAGGAGCACUCAUUGACGAGCCGGUCAACACCGCCGCCGCCAUCCGGUCCAAGAACCACGAUGCCCCAAGAGACAUUUUCCCAGAUGGCAUAAGGACAUCUGGUCAACAUCCGCCUGUAUACGACCAGCUGAAGCCAUACUCGGAAUUCCCCAAGAAGAUCACUGGCCCGACCCUGUGGCGGAAGGAGGACUACGUCAACAGCCCAGAGAAAUGGAUCCACCCUUUCACGGACGAGGAGAUCCAGGAACUGAGUGACACUGCCGACCGGUUCAUCGAAUCUGGGACGCCUUUGACAGGCAUCACCAAAGAAAACUUUCCACUCCCCAGACUAGGCAAGGUCCUCCAAGCCCUGCGGGAAGACCUCCUGAACGGCAAGGGCUUCAUCCUCUUCAAACGCUUCCCGGCCGGCGAGUGGGGCCCGCACAAGAACGCCGUGGCGUACAUGGGCUUAGGUACCUACAUCGGCUACUUCAUCUCGCAGAACGGCCGCGGCCACGUGCUGGGCCACGUCAAGGACGUGGGCGACGACCCGACGCAGAUCGACCGGGUGCGCAUCUACCGUACGACGGCCCGACAGUUCUUCCACGCGGACCCAGGUGACAUCGUGGGACUGCUGUGCGUGCACCGGGCGCAGGAGGGCGGCGAGAGCGACAUCGUCUCCAUCCACAACGUGUGGAACACCCUGCAGGAGGAGCACCCGGAUGUCGCGGAGCUGCUGACACAGCCCGUGUGGUACUUUGACCGCAAGGGCGAGGUCAGCGAGGGCGAGGAGGAGUGGAUCCGCACGUCUGUCUUCUAUCUCGAGCCCCGGGGCAAAGGCCGUGUGUACUGCAAGUGGGACCCGUACUUUGUCAAGUCUCUCACUCGGUUCUCUGACAAGGGCAUCAUCCCGCCCCUGAGCGAGGCGCAAUGGAGGGCCCUGACCAUCCUUGAGGAGACGUGCCAGAGGCUUGCGCUGCACAUGGUCCUUGAGGUUGGCGACAUCCAGUUUGUCAGCGACGCGCAUCUUUUGCACGCCCGGACGGCCUACAAAGACUUCCCACCACCGCACCCUCGGCGUCACUUGCUUCGGCUGUGGCUUGCAACCCCAGAGUCUGAGGGUGGAUGGGCGCUGCCUUUCCACGACAGCGAUGAGAAGAAGCGCGGUGGAAUCCAGGUCAACAACAAGCCUCCUAUAUGCCCUCUGGACGCGGAGUAG
Molecule: messenger RNA, 1206 nt
Organism: Diaporthe batatas
Lineage: Eukaryota; Fungi; Ascomycota; Sordariomycetes; Diaporthales; Diaporthaceae
Exons: 3
Coding region: 1-1206 (401 amino acids)
Molecular function (GO): oxidoreductase activity
Source: RefSeq, a predicted model, not a curated record